Molecule: messenger RNA, 1984 nt
Organism: Hordeum vulgare subsp. vulgare (domesticated barley)
Lineage: Eukaryota; Viridiplantae; Streptophyta; Magnoliopsida; Poales; Poaceae
Exons: 8
Coding region: 20-1585 (521 amino acids)
Biological process (GO): translation
Cellular component (GO): mitochondrial small ribosomal subunit; ribosome
Molecular function (GO): RNA binding; structural constituent of ribosome
Source: RefSeq, a predicted model, not a curated record
GAACGGAACGGAAGAACCCAUGGCCAUGGCCGCCGCCACCCUCGCCGCGAGGUCGCGCGCCGCCACCGCCGCGUGGGCUCGCCUGAUCUCCCACCACCACGUCGCCGCCGCAUCCGCAUCCAGCUCGCUGCCCCACCUAGCAGGCCCGCGGAUCGCGCCCCAGCGCCGCCACCUCGCCUUCUCCUCUGCCUCCCCCGGUGCCGGCGCCGGCGAGGGAGGGGGCGAGGAUCCGAUGGCGAACGAGAGGGUCAUCCACGACCUGCUGGCCCAGCUGGAGCGGGAGCGGCAGAAGGACCGCGAGGAUCGGCGCAAAGCCGGGGCCGGCGGCGGCAAGGAGGAGGAGGAGGAGGAGGAAGAGGAGGACUUCCUGGGCGUGAAGCCGCUGAUCGAGAAGCUGGAGCGGCGGAACGCCAAGGAGGCCAGACUCCCCGACGAGUCCUUCAUGGAGCCCACCGACUCCGAGUCCGACGAGGACGACGAGCGCUUCUCCGACGACUCCAUCCAACGCCGCGUCGACGAGUUCGAGCGCAAGUGCCAGCGCCAGUCCGAGCUCCUCCGCUCCUUCGCCGAGGCCGAGACCCUUGAUGAUGCUCACAAGUUCAUGACGAAGAUUGACAAGUUCGAGCAGCGCCAUCUGAGCCUGCCACUGGAGUACAGGGUCAUCGGGGACAUGAUGAACCGCCUCAAGGAUGCCACUGGGAAAGAGCGCUUCAUCCUCCUGCAGAAGCUGAACCGGGCCGUCAGGCUCAUGGAGUGCAAGGAGGCGUAUGACCCCAGCAACCCCGCAAACUUCGGGGUUAUCCAGCACCAGCAGGUCGACUCUCCGGACGAUGUGAUUGACAACGCUGGCUUCGACAAGGAGAAGCAGAUGAUCCAGGGGGAGAGCCUCGAUGACGAUGAGGAGGAGUUCAAUGAAGUCAAGGAGAAGGAUGAUAUGCUCAUCGAGAAACUAAAUGCUAUUGAGAAGAAGAUCGAGGAGAAGUUGGCGGAUCUGGAUCAUACGUUUGGUAAGAAGGGUAGGGUUUUGGAAGAGGAAAUAAAGGAUCUGGUGGAGGAGAGGAACUCCCUGACGGACAAAAAGAGGAGGCCUAUGUACAGAAAAGGUUUUGAUGUGAAGGUCAUUGACGUUAAUCGGACAUGCAAAGUUACAAAGGGAGGCCAAAUAGCAAAAUACACAGCGUUGUUGGCAACUGGAAACUACCAUGGUGUUGUAGGUUUUGCAAAAGCUAAAGGUCCAACAGCAAAGAUUGCAAUACAGAGGGCCUAUGAGAAAUGCUUCCAGAACCUACAUUACAUGGAGCGGUAUGAGGAACACACAAUUGCUCAUGCGAUUCAGGCCAAAUACGAGAAAACAAAGAUCUACCUCUGGCCUGGACCAAUGAGGAGUGGGAUGUGUGCCGCUGGCAGGACUGUCGAAACUGUGAUGUAUCUAGCCGGGUUUAGCAACGUCAAGUCAAAGAUUAUUGGAUCGAGGAGCCCGCUCAACGUUAUCAAGGCUCUCUUCAUAGCACUAAAUGCUAUUGAAACGCCCAAGGAUGUGGAGCAGAAGUUUGGACGGACUGUUGUGGAGUCGUACUUGUUGUAGGGAGGUAGUCAUCUGUUUGUGUUUGUGGAGAUCGCGUCGGCCCUGCUGGAGUGGCAAGGGAAGACCGAAAAGAGGAGCCGGUGGCAGAUCCGUCCGUGAGACCUCUGUUUGCAUCCGUAAUUCCAACUAGUAUUUGUUUGUCCUGCGACCGUUCCCCUGUUAACCGGGUACUGUAAUAUUUCAAAUCGAUCAAUGCAUACUGUAACCAGAUAGGAGGUGAUGAUAUGUACUUGGCAAAUAGAAUGAAGGCCACGUCUGGUCGCAAUUUUUUUAUAUUUUUUUUUUGGUUUUGUCAGCAGAUAUUCUGCGAUUCUGUCGAGGCGGCCUGCCUGGUUGCUUGGGAGGUUAGAUGUUAGAUGGAUCCUAAAUUGGUAGAAAGAAUAAAAACCCUUUCUCUCU